CCACCACCUCCUCCCCUCUCCGCCCACCGCCCCGGAUCCCUCCCCCAGAUCCUCCCGCCACCACCCGCCCCAGCCACCCGGGCAGCGGCGUCGGGAUGGAGAGCCUGGCGCAGCGCGCGGCGCUGCUGCGCGAGUCGCUGGGCCGGAGCCAGGCCGCCACCGACGCCGUCGUCUCCAUCCUCGGCUCCUUCGACAGCCGCCUCUCCGCGCUCGACGCCGCCAUGCGCCCCAUCCAGCUGCGCACCCACGCCGUACGCACCGCGCACGAGAACAUCGACCGCACCCUGCGCUCCGCCGACGUCAUCCUCACACAGUUCGACCGAACACGGGAGGCAGAGCGCGAGAUACAGAAAGGCCCUCACGAGAAUCUCCAGAGUUUCCUGGACGCGGUCGACCGGUUGAGGAGCAUCGAGCGCUUCUUUAGCUCCAACAGGAGUUACAGCAGCAGCGACAGGGUGCUCAGCCACGUGAACGCCCUCCUUUCCAAGGCCCUCGUCAAGAUGGAGGGUGAAUUCCAGAAUCAGUUGUCUCAACGCAGCAAACCUAUGGAGCCUGACCGUCUUUUCGACUGCCUUCCGAGUACGCUUCGGCCAUCAGCUGAGUCUCGGGCUGAAGGUGGGAAACACCAACCAGCUGGCGCCGAUGGCCAGGAGGCUGCCGUAUACAGCCCUCCUGCUCUUAUUGAGCCCAAGUUUGUUCCUUUGCUUGCUAAAUUAGCACAGCAAUUGGUUCAAGCUGGAUGCCAGCAGCAAUGUGCAGAAAUUUACAGCGAAGCUCGUGCUUCAGCCUUAGAAUCGAGUUUGAAGAACUUGGGUGUUGAGAAACUGAGUAAAGAUGAAGUGCAGAAAAUGCCUUGGGAGAUCUUGGAGUCUAAAAUAGGGAACUGGAUUCAUUUCAUGCGAAUUGCUGUGAAACUUCUUUUCGCUGGGGAGCGCCAGCUCUGUGACCAAGUUUUUGAAUGCAGCCAAUCCUUGAGGGAUAAGUGCUUUUCUGCAAUAACCAAGAACAGUUUGGCUACUCUACUCAGCUUUGGUGAGGCAAUUGCUAUGAGUAAAAGAUCACCGGAGAAACUGUUUGUUCUGCUGGACAUGUACGAGAUAAUGUGCGAACUUCAAACAGAGAUUGACACCAUCUUUGUUGGGGAAUCAUGCUCUCAAAUGCGUGACUCUGCAGUCAGUCUGUCAAAAUGUUUAGCACAAACCGCACAGAAGACAUUCAGUGAUUUUGAAGAAGCUGUCGAGAAGGAUGCAACAAAGAAUAUUCAUACUGAUGGAACAGUUCAUCCUUUGACAAGCUAUGUGAUUAACUAUGUUAAGUUCUUAUUCGACUAUCAAUCAACUCUGAAACAGCUCUUCCAGGAAUUCAAAAGGGAAGAUGGAACAGGUUCUGAGCUGGCAUCUGUAACCAUGAGUAUUAUGCAAGCUCUACAAAAUAAUUUGGAUGCAAAAGCAAAACAAUACAAGGAUCCUGCACUGAUGCACAUAUUUUUGAUGAAUAACAUUCAUUAUAUUGUUAAAUCUGUCCGCAGAUCAGAAGCCAAGGAUUUAUUGGGCGAUGACUGGAUUCAAAGGCAUCGAAGGAUUGUACAGCAAAACGCAAAUCAAUAUAGAAGGGUUGCCUGGUCAAAGGUGUUGCAAUGUCUAUCUGGUCAAGGUUUGACUUCAUCAGGAGGUAGUGGUCAAGUAGGGAGCGAAGGAGGCAAUAGCAGUGGAGCUUCAAGAACAGCUGUGAAAGAGAGAUUCAGGUCUUUCAAUGUGUUAUUUGAAGAGAUCUAUCAAAAGCAGUGUGGCUGGUCUGUUCCAGAUUCAGAGUUGCGCGAGUCACUAAGACUUGCCGUCGCAGAAAUUCUGUUACCUGCAUACAGAUCUUUCCAGAAGCGUUUUGGACCUCUCAUUGAGAACAGCAAAGCGCCUGGGAAAUACGUCAAGCACACGCCCGAGCAGCUCGAGGUAUUCCUCGGCAAUCUAUUCGAGGGGAAACAGGAGCGUGCUUGAUCGCUGCAUCACUGCGCCUGAGGACGCUUAUGUAAAUUAGAGCCACGCGGUUUGUCCACAUGUCUCAAACCUGCUGCUGAAUGCAUCGGGCGUUGUUCCGAUUCAUGAUCUGUACAUACAGAGUGCACGGUCGUAGCUGUCAGUUAUUUUUUGUUCAUCGGAGGAGUAGGUGGUUUCGGUGUGGUGAAAUUUGUUUUUUCUAUCAUUUUUUGGGGUGUGGAAUGCUGAAAUUCUUGUUAGCCUAUUUGAGUACCAGCAGUGUGUGUGCAGGACAUCCAUCCAGCGUCUAUGUAUGUAGUUUGUCAGACUUCCAUGUUUGACCAUUUAGUUUUGCAUCCGAACAGGGUUGACCCACACUGACCAGUGGCUGGGUUCUGAAAAUAUUAUGAGAGUUUACAACA
This is a messenger RNA of Lolium perenne, 2395 nucleotides long. Its product is annotated as exocyst complex component EXO70A1. Gene Ontology annotation, cellular component: exocyst. Gene Ontology annotation, molecular function: phosphatidylinositol-4,5-bisphosphate binding. Lineage: Eukaryota; Viridiplantae; Streptophyta; Magnoliopsida; Poales; Poaceae. Gene Ontology annotation, biological process: exocytosis. The record is from RefSeq and is a predicted model, not a curated record.